Molecule: messenger RNA, 3622 nt
Organism: Solanum stenotomum
Lineage: Eukaryota; Viridiplantae; Streptophyta; Magnoliopsida; Solanales; Solanaceae
Product: phytochrome B-like
Exons: 4
Coding region: 68-3445 (1125 amino acids)
Biological process (GO): protein-tetrapyrrole linkage; detection of visible light; red, far-red light phototransduction
Cellular component (GO): nucleus
Molecular function (GO): phosphorelay sensor kinase activity; photoreceptor activity; protein homodimerization activity
Source: RefSeq, a predicted model, not a curated record
AAAAAAAAACUUCUUGUUGUUCUGCAAAUAUGCAGUAAUCUUGUUCUUGUUGUUGAGUGAUUCAAAAAUGGCAUCUGGAAGUGGAAGUAGAGGAAAAUAUGGUCGUAAUCAUCAGCCAAAAAAUCAAUCUCAAUUUUCAGGUACAAGUAAUAAUGCAUUAAGCAAAGCAGUAGCACAAUAUACAACUGAUGCUAGGCUACAUGCUGCAUUUGAACAAUCUGGAGAGUCUUUUGAUUAUUCACAAUCUGUUAGAAAUACUACAGAAUCUGUAACAGAGCAUCAAAUUACUGCUUAUUUGAAUAAAAUGCAAAGAGGGGGUCAUAUUCAGCCUUUUGGCUGUACGAUAGCUGUUGAUGAGUUGAGUUUUUGUGUUAUUGCUUACAGUGAAAAUGCAUGUGAGAUGCUUGAUAUAAUGCCGCAAUCAGUUCCAAGUCUUGAGAAGACUGAAAUUCUCAAGAUUGGAACUGAUGUGAGGACCCUUUUUAGUUCUUCGAGUUCUGGUUUGCUUGAAGGUGCUUUUGGGGCACGUGAAAUUACGUUGUUGAAUCCGAUUUGGGUUCAUUCGAAGAAUUCUGGGAAACCCUUUUAUGCGAUAUUGCAUAGGAUUGAUGUGGGGAUUGUGAUUGAUUUAGAGCCAGCUAGAACAGAAGACCCUGCAUUGUCUAUUGCUGGAGCUGUGCAAUCGCAGAAACUUGCUGUGAGAGCUAUUUCGCUUUUGCAAUCGUUACCUGGUGGGGAUAUUGAUCUUUUGUGUGAUACUGUUGUUAAGAGUGUGAGGGAGCUUACAGGGUAUGAUCGGGUUAUGGUGUAUAAGUUUCAUGAUGAUGAACAUGGGGAGGUAGUGGCGGAGAGUAGAAGAUCGGAUUUGGAACCUUAUAUUGGUUUGCAUUAUCCAGCUACUGAUAUUCCACAAGCAUCAAGAUUCUUGUUUAAGCAGAAUAGGGUUAGAAUGAUUGUGGAUUGUACUGCCACACCUGUGAGGGUUAUUCAGGAUGAAUUACUCAAGCAGCCUUUAUGUUUAGUUGGCUCAACACUUAGGGCUCCUCAUGGUUGUCACCUUCAGUAUAUGGUCAAUAUGGGAAAUGUUGCGUCGUUAACACUGGCUGUUGUUAUAAAUGCAAAUGAUGAUGAAGUUGCUGGAGGCCGAAAUGCAAUGAGAUUAUGGGGGUUGGUUGUUGGGCACCACAGUUCAACUCGAUUCAUUCCUUACCCCCUUCGUUAUGCCUGUGAAUUCCUUAUGCAGGCAUUCGGGCUCCAACUAAACAUGGAAUUACAAUUGGCAUCGCAGUUGGCUGAAAAGCGUGUUUUGAGGACACAGACACUGUUAUGUGACAUGCUUCUCCGAGACUCACCUACGGGGAUUGUUACUCAGAACCCAAGUAUUGUCGACCUUGUGAAAUGUGAUGGGGCCGCUUUGUACUACCAGGGGAGAUACUAUCCUUUGGGAAUUACACCUACUGAAGCCCAAAUAAAGGGCAUUGUGGAGUGGCUAUUAACUUGUCAUGUGGACUCAACAGGCCUAAGUACUGAUAGUUUGGCUGAUGCAGGGUAUCCUGAGGCAGCUUCUCUUGGUGCUGCUGUUUGUGGGAUGGCUGUUGCUUAUGUAACUUCAAAAUAUUUCCUUUUUUGGUUCCGUUCGCACACUGCGAGCGAGAUAAAGUGGGGUGGUGCAAAGCAUCAUCCAGAAGACAAAGAUGAUUGGCAGAAAAUGCAUCCACGUUCUUCCUUUAAUGCAUUUUUGGAAGUUGUUAAGAGCCGCAGUUUACCAUGGGAGAAUGCAGAAAUGGAUGCAAUUCACUCUUUGCAGCUUAUUCUACGUGAUUCAUUCAAGGAUGCUGAGGCAAGUAAUUCAAAGGCUAUUGUGCAUGUUCAGCUUCGGGAAGAGGGGUUGCAAGGGAUGGAUGAACUGAGAUCUGUUGCCAGAGAAAUGGUUAGAUUGGUAGAGACUGCUACAGCACCCAUAUUUGCCGUUGAUGUUGAAGGUCGCAUAAAUGGAUGGAAUGCUAAAGUUGCCGAGUUGACAGAGUUGUCAGUUGAAGAAGCAAUAGGGAAGUCGUUGGUUCAUGAUCUUGUCCAUGAAGAAUCACAGAGAACUGUUGAGAACCUUCUCCGCAAUGCUUUAAGAGGUGAAGACGAUAAGAACAUAGAAAUAAAGUUGAGGACAUUUGGAGCUGAGCAACUGAAGAAGACUGUUUUUGUGGUGGUUAAUGCUUGCUCUAGCAAAGACUACACAAAUAACAUUGUUGGUGUCUGCUUCAUUGGCCAGGAUAUUACCGCCCAAAAAGUAGUACUGGACAAAUUUGUUCGCAUACAAGGUGAUUACAAGGCCAUUAUGCACAGCCCUAAUCCUCUGAUCCCGCCCAUUUUUGUAUCAGAUGAGAACACUUGUUGCUUUGAGUGGAACACUGCGAUGGAAAAACUUAGUGGUUGGAACAAAGAAGAAAUCAUUGGGAAAAUGUUGGUUGGUGAGAUUUUUGGCACUUUCUGCCGGCUCAAGGGCCCAGACGCCAUGACAAAAUUCAUGAUCAUGUUGCAUAAGGCAAUUGGAGGCCAGGAGAUAGACAAGUUCCCUUUUUCCUUUUCUGACCGAAAUGGAAAAUUUGUUCAAGCUCUUUUGACUGCAAACAAGAGAGUCAAUGUGGAUGGCCAAAUUAUUGGGGCCUUUUGUUUCUUGCAGAUUGCAAGUCCUGAAUUGCAGAAAACUCUAAUGCAGAGACAACAGGAAAAGACUAGUAACUUUCGGAUGAAAGAGUUGGCUUACAUUUGUCGGGAAAUAAAGAAUCCUCUAAAUGGUAUACGCUUUACAAAUUCAUUACUAGAGGCCACAGAAUUGACCGAAAACCAGAAGCAGUUUCUGGAAACAAGUGCUGCUUGUGAGAGACAAAUGUCUAAGAUCAUAAGGGAUAUUGAUCUGGACAAUAUUGAGGAUGGUUCACUGGAGCUUGAGAAAGGAGAAUUUUUUCUUGCGAGUGUGAUAGAUGCUGUUGUUAGCCAAGUUAUGUUAUUAUUGAGGGAAAGAGGUGUGCAACUUAUCCGGGAUAUUCCAGAUGAAAUCAAGACAUUGAGGGUCUAUGGAGAUCAAGUGAGAAUUCAACAGGUUUUUGCUGAUUUCUUGCAGAUUAUGGCAAGCUACACACCAUCCCAACAAGGGUGGGUAGAAGUCCAUCUUCAACCAAGUAUAAAUCAAAUUUCAGAUGGAGUAACUAUGGUACAUAUUGAGUUCAGGAUUGUUUGUCCUGGUGAAGGUCUUCCUCAUGAAUUGAUUCAAGAUAUGUUCCAUAAUAGUCAGUGGGUAACUCAACAAGGUCUAGGGCUAAGCAUGUGUCGAAGAAUCCUACAGCUUAUGAAUGGUCAAGUCCAGUAUAUCAGAGAAUCAGAAAGAUGUUUUUUCCUAAUUAUCCUUCAACUACCAAUGCCCCAAAGUGAUUCAAUGAGUGUUAGAUAGUUUAACAUCAGUUAUAUUCAUUGCAAUCUGGUAAAAGAAUGCUGGGGAACGUCUAUUAUACGACUAAUACGGGUAUUGAAUCAUCAUGAGCUGUUGAUUUUUGAAUCUACUGUGUACUAGAGCUAAUUUUUAACACCAUAGUGUCACGAACUAUUCGACUGGCAAAGUGAUAAUAAU